Molecule: messenger RNA, 2420 nt
Organism: Tupaia belangeri chinensis (Chinese tree shrew)
Lineage: Eukaryota; Metazoa; Chordata; Mammalia; Scandentia; Tupaiidae
Gene: SLC17A1
Product: solute carrier family 17 member 1
Exons: 14
Coding region: 669-2090 (473 amino acids)
Biological process (GO): sodium-dependent phosphate transport; urate transport; monoatomic anion transport
Cellular component (GO): apical plasma membrane
Molecular function (GO): transmembrane transporter activity
Source: RefSeq, a predicted model, not a curated record
AGGAGCGCUGGCCUGCAGGUCUGAUCUCGGGCAGAGGCUGAGGGCACGACUGUCAGCCAUGGGACGGCCGAGACCAGGGCUUUCCUGUCCACGGGCCGGCAUUAAGAUGCGCACGCCUCCCCUGCAGAUUAAAGGCAAGGGUGAAACUAAAGUUAAAAAUUAAACUUUUUAUUUGGACGCAGUGAGGUCGAAGGUUGUGAUAGAGGAUUUGGGGGACGAAAACUGGAAAGUUUGGGAACCGGGCACUGCGUCAAGUCAGCAGGGCGGUCGGCAAGGGAAGGCGCCCCACCCUGGGUCAGGCUGGCCCCCUCCCUACAGACGGCCCCAGUGCAGGUCCCAGGCCCCAAGGACACCCAGGCUGCUUCCCUGGCCGGGCUCUGGAGGGAGGUCUCGGCCACAGGAGCGUCUGCGGAGCCAGCUGGCCGUGGGGCUUACCUCGAGUGAAAGAAAAGACAAGCGUGCACAUGCGACUUACGGCAGAACCCUUACAGAGAAAACACGAAACAAAGCCGUCUAAGGGUGCAGGCAUCUGAGGGCAGCCUCCUGCUGACUCAUUCUCCCAGACGCCCCACCCAGUGCAGUUUGGCCUGGCGGCUGCCGCGUCAGCAAAAACUAAAGGCCGAAGCCCGGACCCUUCAGCAAGGAGAGAGCAGGCUGACCGGUGCGCGAUGGAGACCCAGCCUCCUCCCGGGAAAGUUCCAGGCCUCUGCUCCCUCCGCUACGGGCUGUCCAUCCUCCUUCACUUCUGCAACCUCGCCGUCACCGCUCAGCGCUCGUGUCUGAACCUCACGAUGGUCGUCAUGGUGAACAGCUCGCAGCCGCCCGGGGCGCCCAACUCCUCCGCGAGGCUCCGGGACAGCACGCAGGGCCCCGUGUAUGACUGGAGCCCCGACAUGCAGGGGGUCAUCUUCAGCGCCAUCUUCUACGGCCUGGUCCUCAGCCAAGUGCCCGCCGGGUACCUGUCCGGCAUCGUCUCCAUAAAGAAGCUGGUGGGCUCCACGCUGCUGCUCAGCUCAGUGCUCAGCCUGCUCACGCCCCUGGCAGCGAAGGCCGGGGAGGCCGCCAUGAUCCUGUGCCGCGCCACCCAGGGCCUGGCCCAGGGCGCGGUCCUGACGGCGCAGCACGAGCUGUGGGUCCGGUGGGCCCCGCCGCUGGAGCGGACCCGGCUCAUCUCCAUCGGCAUGUCAGGGCUGUUGCUGGGACCCUUCCUCGUGCUGCUUGUGACGGGGGUCAUCUGCGACUCGCUGGGCUGGCCCAUGGUCUUCUACGUGUUUGACCUCCAGCUCCGCCCGCCCGCUCUGACAGGUGCCUGCGGCUGUGUGCUCUGUCUUCUCUGGUGCCUUCUGUUUUACGAUCACCCGAAGGACCACCCGUGCAUGAGCGCCCUGGAGAAGCAGUACAUCGUGGGGUCCCUCGCCCAGCAGGCCGGCUCGUGUAAGCAGCCCCUGCCCAUCAGAGCCAUGCUCACGUCCCUGCCGCUCUGGGCGGUCGCUGUGGUGUCCUUUGCUUUCUUCUGGACUAUAACCCUCUUCAUCACGUACACGCCGAAGUUCGUCGAUGACAGCCUUCACGUUGACAUGAGGAAGAACGGGCUGCUGUCCGGGCUCCCCUACCUGUUCUCCUGGGUCACUGGCAUCCUCACAGGCCAGAUGGCAGAUGUCUUGCUGUCCAGGGAUAUUUUCAAGAUCCUUACCAUCCGGAAGCUCUUCACCACCCUCGGAAUCCUCCUGCCCUCGGUGUUUGGCCUGGGUCUGGUCUGUCUGAGUGCGGGCCUGUAUAGCACCGUCACGUUCCUGGUGCUGGCUAACGCCACGUCCAGUUUCUCCAUCGGCGGAAUGAUGGUUAACAUCCUGGACCUCGCUCCCAGGUACUAUGGAUUCCUUAAAGGCGUGACCACGCUGAUCGGAAUGGUGGGAGGAAUGCUCUCCUCCCUCCUGACGGGAUUCAUCCUCAGUCGGGAUCCGGAAUCUCCCUGGCUUAAAACCGUCCUGGUGAUGGCGGGCAUCAAUUUAGCGGCCGUGGCCUUCUACCUCGUAUUUGCGAAAGCAGACAUCCAAGACUGGGCUAAGGACAGACAGACGCGCCUCUGAAGGUGUGCGCCAGCAGAGCCAGCCUCAGCGGAGCCAGCCUCAGCGGGCACCUCUACGGCGUCAGCCACCAGGGGGCGCUCACUCCCCAGAUGUGUGUUCUCAUCACAGCUGUCCUGGGGCGUGAAGAGAUCCCAGCAGUUCUGAUUGGCCUUUUCCCGGUGUUCAUGUGCUCAUUGGCUAGUCUUCGGUCUGCUUUGCAUAAACGUUCACUCAGAAGCCUUACCAUCUUUAUGUAGAUUGUCCCUUUGUUGUUAAUUGGAGUUCUUACUAUAGUCUAGAUUCUAGGCUCUCAUUAGAAAUGAGAUUUGGAGGGACCAGCAGAUGGCUUAG